CAACGUGAAUUGUCUUGGGAACGAAGACAAACUUGUCCAUUGUACUCAUGCAGGAUGGGGCGUUGAAAAUUGCUCUCCUUACGAACAUGUAAAGAUUAAAUGCAAUAAUGCGGAUGAAGGAGACUUGCGAAAUUCUUCAGGUCAACUCGAAAUAAUGCACAACAACGAAUGGGGAACAGUUUGUAAGGAAAACUUUGACGAUAUCGAUGCUCGUGUGGCUUGCAGACAGCUUGGUUUCAGAAAUGGAAAUGUUCUAGAAAAUACAAAAACGGGUGGUAAUUUAAAAGUAUGGUUGUCCAAUGUGAGAUGCUAUGGAGGAGAAAACAAAUUAACUGAUUGUUCACAUAGUGAUUGGGGAUCACACCACUGCAGCCAUGACAAAGUUGUUGGAAUUCGUUGUGGUGAAGGACAAGGUGAUGUACGUAUCAAUUCUGGCAGACUUGAGAUAUAUUAUAACGGAACAUGGGGAACAGUUUGUAAUGCCAGUAUUGGCGAUGAAGAAGCCACUGUUGCUUGUAGGCAACUUGGAUACAACAGUGGAAAAUCCUUGGGCAUAGGGGUAGACGAUGGAACUGGUAUAAUAUGGGUCCAUACUGUGUAUUGCAACGGGAAUGAACGUAGAUUGGUUGAUUGUAGUAUAAACUUUAACAAGUUUGAUGGUAGUAGGUCAUAUUGUCGUCAUACAAGAGAUGUGGGAAUCGAAUGUUUUAGCGCAUAUGAAGGCCAUGUACGUAUCAAGUCAAGUGGGGGACUUGAAAUAUUUCAUGACAACGAAUGGGGAGCAGUUUGUAAGGAAGGCUUUGACGACACUGAUGCUUCAGUUGCCUGCCGACAGCUUGGAUACAGAGGAAAUAAAGUUUCAAAACGUAUAGUACAGUCAGUAAACUUUAAUGACUUUCUUUCACAAUUUGAGGCUCUUCCAAAUGCCGAUGUUGGUCCAAAUUCGCCUAGACGAAAGCAGACAUAG
Mytilus trossulus (common blue mussel) is the source of this 967-nucleotide messenger RNA. Its product is annotated as neurotrypsin-like. The record is from RefSeq and is a predicted model, not a curated record. The coding region runs from base 155 to 967 and encodes 270 amino acids. NCBI's taxonomy places the organism in Eukaryota, Metazoa, Mollusca, Bivalvia, Mytilida, Mytilidae. Gene Ontology annotation, cellular component: membrane. The transcript is spliced from 7 exons.